This is a messenger RNA of Manis javanica (Malayan pangolin), 3584 nucleotides long. RefSeq names its product family with sequence similarity 219 member A (gene FAM219A). The record is from RefSeq and is a predicted model, not a curated record. Lineage: Eukaryota; Metazoa; Chordata; Mammalia; Pholidota; Manidae.
GACCCGGAAGUGGAGUUGCCGAGUCACCGCAGUGGCUGAGCUGCUGACAGGAGGCGGCGGCGGCGGCGGAGGAGGCGAGGCAAGACCUGCGGCUCUGCCUCCACAGCCGCUGUAGAGCUAGGCAAGCCGACGGAGCCACGCCGGCCUCCACCCGCCAGCGAACCUCCUGCCCUGCUCGCAUCCCUCCAUCUGUCCUGCUGCUUCAACACCUGACUUGUCCAGGGCGGCCUGGUCUGCACCACCCACCCGGCUCCUGGGGCCUUCGCCCCGCUCCGUCCAGCCGGCGUCCCUGGCCGCGCCCGGCCCCCAGCCGCUCGCCCGCCGGCACCAUGAUGGAAGAGAUCGACCGGUUCCAGGUGCCCACCGCGCACUCGGAGAUGCAGCCGCUGGACCCAGCCGCCGCCUCCAUCUCAGACGGAGACUGUGACGCCCGGGAGGGUGAGUCAGUAGCCAUGAAUUACAAACCAUCCCCGCUCCAAGUGAAGCUGGAGAAGCAGCGGGAGCUGGCCCGGAAGGGCUCCCUGAAGAAUGGCAGCAUGGGUAGCCCUGUCAACCAGCAACCCAAGAAGAACAAUGUAAUGGCCAGGACAAGGCUGGUCGUCCCCAAUAAAGGCUACUCCUCGCUUGACCAGAGCCCCGACGAGAAGCCACUGGUAGCCCUUGACACAGACAGUGAUGAUGACUUUGACAUGUCCAGAUAUUCCUCCUCUGGCUAUUCCUCUGCUGAGCAGAUCAACCAAGAUUUGAACAUCCAGCUGCUGAAGGAUGGCUACCGGUUAGACGAGAUCCCCGAUGACGAGGACCUGGAUCUUAUCCCCCCCAAGUCUGUGAACCCCACCUGCAUGUGCUGCCAGGCUACGUCCUCUACCGCCUGCCACAUUCAGUAGCAGGUGGGGCCACCGUGGCCGCUUGGGGCAGGGCCGCUGUGGGCCAGGUUGGACAGGGCAGGGGCCUGACCCCUCCCCAGCUUGUCCUCCUGUCCCUGGCCCCCAUGCCCCCUACAGCCGCCAACCUCGUAACAGUCAUUGCUUCCUCCUAUGGUAGGACGUGUACCUCUGUGUGUUCAUGGAGCCGGAGAAACCAAAAUGGGGUCUCUCUCCACCCCUGGGGCUGAUGAGGUGUGGGAGCUGUUUGUUCAGUUAUUUGGGGAACCUUGCCUAGCACCCUGCCUCUCUCCCCAAAGUUGUGGUCCUAAGGGGGAGAGAGGACACUGGACAGCAGGGAGGCCAACAGUAACGAGUGGGGGGUGGGUCACAAAGCCAGGGGCCUGGCCCCACUGCAGUGAAGCCAUGAACCCCCUCAGCCCCAGCCUGACAAGGCAAGAAGCUCAGAAGGAGAAAAGCCCAGGGCAGUGUGGGCAGUGCUCAGCACUGGGGAGCUCCCUCCAUGCACUCCCUGCUGGCCCAUGUACCCAUUUGUGUUUUUUCCCUGAUCUUCAGGUGGGAAGCCUGGCAAAGCUACCCUGUGGGAUAUUGCCCCCCCCCAUCAGAUCACUACCUUCUUCCUCUCUUUGCCCCUUUCACCCUUUUCUUGCUCUUGGUUGUGGGGGAGGGUAAGGUAGGCCAUAGAGACAGGCCAGAGUUUGGGGGGUAUGAUCUGUCCUCACCCACCCCUAACCAGUGCAUCUCUCUCUCUGCCAACACCCCGUGCUUUUGUUUAUUGGUCUCUGUCCCAGGCUAGAAGCAGGAGGUAAGGCUGGCCUCUGGUGCCCCUUUCCCAUCUCACUCCAGCCCAAGAUCCUGGAUGCUUCAUCCCAGUAAGAAUCUUCAAGGAAGCAAGCUUAGAAGAAUAUAGUGGCUGCAUGUGUGUGGUAGGGAGAAUGUGUGUGGGGGUGAGGAUGUCAGAGUGUGUGUCUGUGGCUGUGUAUUGGGCCUGUCUCUUCAGAUGCCUGUUUUUGUUAUAGAUGUGAGUGCCCUUUUGGGGAAGUGACUGUGUGUUGGGGAAGUGACUCAGCAGUGCAGUGGACUGAGAUCCCAGGACUGGGAGUCAGAAGCCUGGGUCUAGUCCAAGCUCUGGUACUCUCCCUGUGAUCUUCAACAGUCACUUGCAUUCUUCCAGCUUUAGCUUCCUCAACUGUAAAAUUAGCAGCAUCUGAAGUUAUUUUUAAAGUCCUUUCAAACCUGAAGGAAUUGCUUCAUAGGAAUUUCUGUGCAGGGGUACAGUCAGGUCUCUGUGUGUCUUUGAGUAUACCUCGGGGGCUUCCUGAGUUAUGUGCAGAAUGGAGGCGGGGAAGUUCCUAUGGGACAUGUGAGCGUCUGAGUAUAUGUGGAUCAAUUUGGGAAUUCAUGUGUGUGUUUGUGAAUGUGUAUGUGGGGGGUUGUCUGUUAUGGGUGUAGCUAUAUAGGUUGUCUGUGAGUCAGAUGUGUAUACUGCAUCUGCUGCUGUUACUGGGGUGGGGGCAGUGGGGGUGCGUAUGUGCCAGAAGAGCUGAGGAUGAAAAUCAAGAAGGGGAGAUGACAAAUCCCCCAGGGCUUGGGCACUGUAGACCUGGCCCCAUGUGAAGAAAACUGAAAGCACAGAUAGCCCAAGAGAGACCCCAUGUCCCAGGGCCAGGGUGCAUAGUCCCCAUUGCUUCAAGCUGACACCCCACAUGCCGGUGUAUCCACUCUCGUGUAUGCCAUUCACAUGCUGCAAGCAUGCCAAGGGCACACCCACAGCCCACUCCCUGGAUGCCAUUCCUGGGAGGUGGGAUCUGGAAGGGGGAGAAGAUAGUAAGAAGAGGGAGUAAGGCUGUGGCUUAUAAAGGGUAGCACCUCUCCCUGCACCACACCCAGGGGCUGCCAGCUCCAAAGUGAUGAGGUGCAGGUCUCCCCCUCAACUCCUCCAACCCACCCCUACCUCCUGUGGUGCAGGGACCCUGGUUAGAGGAUGAGAAAAUGCCAAAGGGAGGCAAGGACAGAGAAGGUAUCUGCAGGGCCCAGAAGGCCCAUACUGGCCACCAUCUGAGCCUAUCUCCCACUCUGGUCAGCAUCCCUACCUCCUGUCAUCUGGGCCCCAGAGCCAAGCCUCCUCCUCCCACCACCAACCUGGGCUCCUUGACUCACCCUUCUAGAACAUGGGUACCUCCUCUUCUUUGGGCAGGGCCCCCACCAAGGCUCAUUUAGACUGCUGCUUUUGCUGCUGUGUGACUCUGGCCCAUUGUUCAACCUCUCUGUCCCUAAGGAACCAGGGAAAAGCUCCCUCCCUCCACAGGACACCUAGUUCCCUGGCAGGCAAGGCUUUCAACCAAGGCAGUGGAGUGGUAGAUAAAGGUAGGAAGCUGGCAACCAGCACCUUCUGGAUCUAGGGAGACUGCAUCAUUCCCUCCGUCCCUGUCUGGGAGGUUGGAGGGGAGGAGCUGAGGCCUUAGCUUGCCCCCCUGCUACCCAUCCCCCUUGUAGAUACUGCCUUAACACUCCCUCUACCCUCAGCUCUGGCUGCCACCCAGCCAGGUUUCUCCGUACUCACUAAUUUAUUUCCCGGACGGUGUGUGGAAGACAUGAGCUGUGUAUAAUAUAUUUUUUAACAUUUCCAUUGCAGUAUUGACCAUCAUCCUUGGUUGUGUAUUGUGUAACACAAAUAAUGAUAUUAAAAGCAUCAAACAA